CUACUGCGGCGCGUGCGCAGUCCGCCGUCCUUCGCCAUGUCCUCUAGCCGGCGACCGCAGGCGCCCGGCAUGGCGCAUGCGCGCGGCGGCGGCUCCGAAGCUGGUGGUGCCUAAGUGGGCUGGCGAAGCGGGCGGCGCCGCGCGGCGCAGCUAUGGCGGGGGCCGUGAGGAAGACUACUGGGCUUGUAGGACUGGCGGUAGCUGAAAAUCCUCACGAGCGCCUGCGAAUACUGUACACAAAAAUUCUUGCUGUCCUGCAAAACAUUCCCAAAGAUGCAGCAUAUAGGAAAUACACUGAGCAGAUUGUAAAUCAGCGAAUUAAUUUGGUGCAAACGGAAACUGAUGUGCAAAAACUACAAGACAAACUGAAUAGUGGUCACAUAGAAGAAGUCAUUGUACAGGCUGAAAAUGAGCUUUCCCUGGCAAGAAAAAUGAUACAGUGGAAACCAUGGGAGCCUCUAGUUGAUGAACCUCCUUCUGACCAGUGGAGAUGGCCAAUAUAAUACUCAAAAUGGUGUAACUUCUUGAAAUUCAAAAAAGUUAAAUAUUGAUCUAAUGUUACUGACAAUUGUCCUUAAAUUAAAGAAAAUAACUUAAUAAAAACAUGUUUUGUUUUAA
Molecule: messenger RNA, 618 nt
Organism: Dromaius novaehollandiae (emu)
Lineage: Eukaryota; Metazoa; Chordata; Aves; Casuariiformes; Dromaiidae
Gene: NDUFA5
Product: NADH:ubiquinone oxidoreductase subunit A5
Exons: 5
Coding region: 153-503 (116 amino acids)
Biological process (GO): respiratory electron transport chain
Source: RefSeq, a predicted model, not a curated record